Messenger RNA from Chironomus riparius, 1911 nucleotides. The record is from the annotation of a GenBank genome assembly. Lineage: Eukaryota; Metazoa; Arthropoda; Insecta; Diptera; Chironomidae.
AUUAAGUUGGAAGCAUCAAGUUUGAUAGCACUCAAUGAUGUAGUUGACAUUAUUUAUGGAAACAGCACACGAUUUGAUAUUGUUGUAGAAGAGACACGGUCGUCAAAGUAUUUAGAAUUUAUGCACCAAAAGUUUUUAUCUCAAAAUAAUGGAAAGUUUGCCUACAGCAUAGACGUGUUAAAAGCUUAUGAUAAAAAGUAUAAAAUAUCGACAAUUAAUUUUGUGUAUUCAUGCAUUGGCUAUACAUCAGUUCAUUAUCGUCAAAUCUUUGAGAAUAUUGAGCCAUUAGAUUUAAAAUUUCUAAUUUAUGUCGAAAAUUGCGAUAUAAUGUUCAUCCGAUCGAACUUAAAAGACCUGUUGAUAAUGCCAAAAUUGACAUACUUAAGUAACCAUAUGGAAGCUUUUGAAUAUGUCCUGAUUGAUGAUAACGAGCUGCUGUAUCUGACGACUAUUGAAUAUUUUACAGAAGCAGCAUGCAAUGAGCCACAACUCAUAAUUUUAAAUAUCUUCAAUAAAACAACACAAAAUUGGGACAAAAAGCUUCAGAAUUAUAGAAAAUUUCGAGACUUUCAUGGCUGUGAGCUUGUGAUGCUUGCAAAAGAUAUCAAAUGUUACGGUAAAGGUUGGAUGACAUCAGAUUCAGGACAAGCAUCUGGAGUUAUAGCAGAGUUAUUUGAAGAGAUUGGAAAAUAUUUAAAUUAUAAGACUAAAUGGAACUUCACUGCAUCUUUAGAAUAUGAUGAGUAUCACUGCACAUUUGAUGAAAAUUAUCGUUCCUCAGACAAAAAGCUUGAAAAUGUCUGCUUUGAUGUUACUCGCUUUGAAAUACAAUCAUACAAAGAAUACCAGCUUUUGCACUUUUCAAUACCAUUUAUGGAUAUUAAUGAAGUUAUUCUAGUUACACCUGGUGAUGCCUAUACAUCAUAUGAGAAGCUAUUACUUCCAUUUGAUAAAAUGACGUGGAUUUUAAUUAUUUGUUUAUUUGCAACUGCAUUCUUAACUAUUUUCAUUAUUAGCAUGCUGCCUAAAUCAAUUCAUAAUUUAUUUUAUGGUCCGAAUGUUAAAUGUCCAGCAUUGAAUGUCAUCAGCACAUUUUAUGGCAUUUCACAGGACAAACUUCCAAAAUUAAAUUUCUCACGAUUUAUUCUCAUGAUGUUCAUCCUUUUUUGCCUUAUAUUCCGGACAUGCUAUCAAAGUAAAUUGUUUGAGUUCAUGACAAGCACACCAAGACGACCGCCACCAAAUUCCAUCCAGGAAAUGAUUGAAAGAAACUACAAACUUUUGGCUAGAAAUAAUUUAAUCACAUAUAACAAUGUCAUGACAAAUGACAAUCGAGAUUGGCCGGAACUAGUCAUUGUAAAUCAUACUGAAUAUUGGGAUAUUUUCGAAACUCAAUCACAAAAUUCAUCAGCAAAAUUAGGCAUAAUUAUUCAGCUAUAUAUGCUGAAUAUUCUUAAUGGAGAUGACAAAUACAAUUGGCAUCAAUUACCUGAUCCAUUUUUUGAUACGCACGCUGUUUUUGUAUUUCAUAACAAUAAUUUCUAUUUGUACAUCAUUAAUAGAUUCUUGAAUGCAUGGAUCCCGACUGGAAUUAUUGAUGUGAUGUUAAAUAAGCGAUUGGGCUCUAAGGAGAAAAACAUAAUUUUUAAUGAACCACAAGUUUUAAUAUUUGAGGAUUUAGAAUUUGGAUUUUAUAUUUGGCUUGGAUGUUGUGUGGUUAAUUUUGCUUGCUUUGUGCUGGAAAAGGUUUGCUCGAUGAUGUGUCAAGCUUAUAUGAAGCAUACAAAAAUGAUGUUGGUAGAGAGAAAGUUUGAAAAAGUCUAUCCAGGUUUCGAUGAUGGUGAAUCUAGUCAACAAAAUAUGAAAAAAAGAGAAGUUUUUAGGCUACCAAAAAAAAAAGGAUUUGAUUGA